Messenger RNA from Staurois parvus, 666 nucleotides. The record is from the annotation of a GenBank genome assembly. Lineage: Eukaryota; Metazoa; Chordata; Amphibia; Anura; Ranidae.
GUUCCACUGCCCGGGUCUGGUAACUGGCGGGAUAUCAAAGACUGGCACAUCGUGUGGACUCCAGGCAGCGGCACAUCGGGCUGGACUCCGGGCAGCGGCACAUCGGGCUGGACUCGGGCAGCGGCACAUCGGGCUGGACUCCAGGCAGAGGCACAUCGCCCCCAGGAGGAGCGCAGGCACCGGGCCCCCAGGAGGAGCGGCAGGCACCGGGCCCCCAGGCGGAGCGGCAGGCGCCGGGCCCCUGGGCGGAGCGCCGGGCCCCCCCGGGCGGGGCGCUGGGCCCCCAGGCGGAGCGGCGGGCACCGGGUCGUCCGACACGACAGCGGGCAUCAGGUCACCAGGCAUCAGGUCAUUUGGCUCGCCAGCGGGCACCGCGUCAGCUGGCAAGGCAGUGGGCACCGAGUCACCAGGCACAACAGUGGGUUCCGAGUCAACUGGCAUGACCGCGGGCACUGGGUCAGACAUUGGAUCGUCUGGCUCGACAGCGGGCAUCGGGUCCCCAGGCGUGAUAGGAUCAUCAGGCUGGAUCAGUUCAUCAGGCUGGGUACAGACAUCAGGCUGGGUAGAGACAUCAGGCUAAAUUCAUCAUGCUGGGUAAAGGCAUCAGGCUGAGUAGAGGCUUCAGGCUGAGUAGAGGCUUCAGGCUGAGUAGAGGCUUCAGGCUGA